Gambusia affinis (western mosquitofish) is the source of this 4355-nucleotide messenger RNA. It is a transcript of the gene msantd2, whose product is annotated as myb/SANT-like DNA-binding domain-containing protein 2. The coding region runs from base 35 to 1678 and encodes 547 amino acids. The record is from RefSeq and is a predicted model, not a curated record. Lineage: Eukaryota; Metazoa; Chordata; Actinopteri; Cyprinodontiformes; Poeciliidae. The transcript is spliced from 4 exons.
CUUCCCGCCCCCUCCCCUUAGCAACAGAAGCAACAUGGCGGCGUCCAGUAACGCGGAGCCCUCUCCGGAGAUAACGACACCAUUAAAGAUUCCGAAAACCGAGGUGCCAUCUCCCGAGUCCGAGGAUUUGAGCGACAGCAUCCAAUACCACUCCAAUCCUUCGACACCGAACCGCUUCUCGCCUCUGAACGUGGGUUCUGGAACCGCGGGCCGGACGGCGGCCUCAUCCUCCUCUAACAGCUUCACCGCCUGCCGGGGGAUGUCAUGGACGCCGUCCGAGACAAACGCCCUCAUCGCGGUGUGGGGCAACGAGAGGCUCACGGAGGCGCGGAUGCAGCAGCUGGAGGUCGCGGGCACCGUGUUCUCCGGGAAGCCGCCCGGUCCUGCCAUGUACGAGCGAGUGUCCAGAGCGCUGUCGGACCUGGGGUAUGAGAGAACACCUUCCCAGUGCAGGGAGAGGAUGAAGACACUUAGGCGCUGCUACAGCCGUGUGAAGGAGCAUGGGAUCGGGAAGAGGAAGAGCAGCUACACCUUGGAGCAGCUGGAGAAGGUGUUCGGUCAGGGAGGCUGGGACUCUCAGAGCUGUGCCCCGGUGCUGAUCAACAGCAGCGGGUUGUACCAGGAGAUGGAGUCUGACAGCAGCACGCUGGAGGACUUCUCGCAGGAGGACUGGUGCAACCAGGUGCUGGACUCGGCCUUCCAGGAGGGAGACAUGGACACCGAAGAACUACAGGUGCCUAAAAGCAGAGCUCUACAGAUUCAAGCAGAAUUGUCUGAAUUAACCCAGAAAAGGGAGGCGAUGCAGACCGUGGUCCGCAUCCUGGAGUCGGUGCAGCUGAACUGGGAGCAUUUCCAGACGUGGACCGAGUUCUCCCGGCUGCACCUGUCCAACAAGCUGGCCAUCUUUGGCGUGGGCUACAACACGCGCUGGCGCGACGACGUACGCUACCACUACGCUGAGAUCAGCUCGCAGGUGCCGCUGGGCAAGCGGCUCAGGGAGUACUUCAACCCGGAGAAGCCGGAGGGCCGGGUCAUCAUGACCAAGGUCCAGAAGAUGAACUGGAAGAACGUCUACUACAAGUUCCUGGACAUCACCAUCAGCGAGGCGCGCUGCCUGGAGCUCCACAUGGAGGUGGACUGGAUCCCUGUGUCACGGCCGCCGCUGGCGAGCAGCAAAGGCUCGUCCCACUACCUCCUGCCCUGUUUCGUCCCCAAGACGCACGGCCUGUACGCCAUCGGCUGCGAGGCACCGCCAGCCUGCGACGCCGCUUGCACGCCGCCUCCUCCGGCCAACGACGAGGAGGAGGACGACAGUAGCUCGCCCCGGCGGGAGGCAGAGAACGGGUCGGAGCACGGCAUCAGGACUGGGCCCGCCAUCACUUACUGCUACCUGGGCGUCGCCGAGGACAGGACCAUCCAGCAGUGCCUCUCCCAGCACUUUCAGGGACCCGGGAAGCACUGCGUCUAUGGGGAGCCGUCCGGCGUGACGCGCUUCCUGCAGGAGAACGGCGGCGGCUCCAGGACGGAUCAGCAUGGCGGAGACUCGCUGCAGCGCUGCGCCGUUUACGUGAAAUUCAUUGAGGUGGAGCUGGACUUCCUCUCGGCGGGCUCCCUGGUGGAAUGCCUGGAAACGGCCGUCGGUUAUUCCUUAAGGUUCAACAACAAGGACACAUCGUAACCACCACCCCGUCGGUUUACAGACGACUCUACAGCUCUGGUGGAGGCAGCGUCAUGCUGCGGGAUGCUCUUCUGGUUAAGCAGCUUAAAAAAAAAAGUAAAGAAAUUAUUAUUAUUUUUUUUUUUUUUGUCUCUGGCUGUCAUGGAAACAAGCGUUGACGUGUAACGUUCAUUUGUCGCUGAGAGGUGUAUUUAUGUACGCGUCGCCAGUUAAAAGCUGCCCUCCAUAAUAAGCUCAUGAAGUUAUUCAGAAUACUAAAUCCUUCAGUUUCGAUGCAGAGUUUCAUCGGAGUUCAAGUGUUCAAUCUGACGGAGUUUCUAAAUGAACAACAGUUUCUGCCUCAGUAUGAUCUGCAGCACUGACAACGGCGCUUAUUAUUGAAUAUUGUGCACUAGGAUUCUCCAGCUGCUUGUUAGGUUUUAUGUGACAUGUCUGAUCAGGGAGAGCAGGGCUGGAGGUGGGUAUGUGUGUGGCUGCGUGUGUGUGUGCAUGUGUGGGUGGGCGUUACGCUGCAGUAUGCAUCUGACUACCUCAGUAGGACGCAGCAAACCAAGCAGUGAGGGACCACAGCUGGAUGUAUUCAGAAACUGCCUUCACUUGGACUGUUGGUUUGAGUCCACAGAGCAUCUAUGGGUAGAGGCGGAGUCAUGCCUUAUGUUUUGCACAUGUGGCGGGUUUAGCAGCAAGAGAUGCUUCCACACAAACUACAGAACCUUUUACUCCACGGCCAGAUGGCGUAAGCCGGCGUCAACGGAAACGAGUGUAGGUCCGGACGAGGAAGCAGGAUUCAUUGCUUUUCGAGAUAACACCAAGCUCAGAUUAAGAUCGUCAAUGUUUACGACGAUAACUGAUACCUUGUUACAGGCCAGGAUUCCAAUGACCAAUCUGUUCCCUGAGAGAGAAUAAAUAAUAAUAUUAAUAAUAAUAAAAAAACAAUAAGAAGAAAACCGACCAGAAACAACUUCCUAAUGAAGUGUCUCUGGCGGAUAGUUAUGCAGCCUAGAAUCGUCUUCUGCAAACAUCUGAAUCACAAAAUGACCAGUUUAAACAGUUAAAUGUCACAUUUAAAUUUUUUUAUUUGAUGUUUUGUGUUUCACAAUCGUUCCAUUUAGGAAUGUACUCCACGGUUUUCUGGCCGAUCACCAAUCUUUUAAAAAGUCUUACCUGUUCGAAAAGACUUUUUAUUGGUCUUUAGGCCAAAGCCAAUAUUUUUUGUCUAAAUUAUAGCAAGAAGGUACCUGAGUUGGCAACAAUGGGGUCACUGUUGUUAACUGCGAACGUACACGCCAGAGCAACAGAGGACAGUAGUUGAGUUUUAGACUUUUAGACAAAAUCAGCUUCACGUAUAAGUAUCAGCCAAUCAGUGAUCUCCCAAAAUGAAGGAAAUCAGGGAGGAUCUAUCGGUGCACCCGUAGAUCUAUUGAUUGAGUUUUGAAUCCCUCCCCACAGCUUUUGUACAUUAGAGCCCAAAUCAAUCAUUAACAAUUAAUAUAAGUUGUCAAAGGGAGUAUUAAAUAGAGGUGCACCAAGAAAAAUGACCUGCAUUUAGUGAGUUCAUGCAAAAAAAUUGCCCGAAUUGGCGGUCAGGCAUUUUAAAUAUCAGAGCUCGGCCAGAAAAUGCAAUCGGUGCACACCGUAUAUUAAAACACAAAAAGACCAAAACUGUGCAGCAGCGAUUUGAAAGUGUGGAUGAAGCUGGUUGAGAUGUUUCCAACAUUCCUAAUAAACCAAUUAAACAUGAGCACAUUCACCAGGAAAAAAAUAUAUAUAUUGAAAUUGUUUUAUCUAUUUUGAUCGAUUAAAUUGCAAAAUCCUGGGAUUGUAUUUACUUUAUAGUAGAUUAACAUAAUAGUGAUCACUGGAACCAUAUAAUACAGACACUAAAUGGUUAAACUUGUUCAAAUAGUUCAGAUUGAUCUCUUGAAGAAGUGGGCAAAAAUUAAAAGAACAUUUAAAUCCAAAACAAAGCCUGCCCACGUGGAGGCGCUGGUGGGUCACAUCUGUUCGGAAACAGUAAAAUCCUCUCCUGCAUCGUUUCUUGUUGCUCUGAUGCACAUGAACCUGCUGGGAUUUGUUCACAGAUUAGUUUGCAGCAACUCAGACCCAUCAGAAAAAAAAAAAAAAAAAAAAAAAUCCCGGUUCUGGUUCUGGUUUGGAAAUACCUGCCAGUCGUUUGGAGCAUCCCUUGCUGCUGCAGCCGCUGGCUGGUUGGUGAUGUAACGAUGUAAUAUUUCAACAGGAAACGUUUGCGUUGUUCAGAAGCCGACCCGACAUCGCUGCGGCUCAUUCAGGGCCCAUAAUAAAGCUGAACCCUUGAAGAGGAUCUGCAGGUUACGUGCAAUGAAUGUGCCAGGAAGCGACUGCGGCACACAACAAAACGUGGCGUGUCCAUAUGAAUCUAUGUAAUGUGAAAUACCAUAUAGCUUAUAUAAUAUAUAUUUGAGAACAUCGGUGUUCUUGAGCAUUCCAGCUUUUGUGAAAUGUAUUUGUUUGGGACAUCAAACAUAUUUAAAAAAAUGAUAUUUUUACCUCAUUGAUUUAAUGCCAUGUACUGUAUGUGCUUGUUUCUAAGUCACCAUGUUGUCUGUUUACAUGUUUGAAGAACAAUAAAUGGGGAACGCUCUGUGGUUAGCCACAUACUAAAAGUAACCGGUGUGUUAUUUAUUGGCUGGACAAU